AUGGAGUUCAUAUCUACACUUGUGAAUUCAAGUGGUACUAAUGGCACAGUAGCCCACAUGACGUCCCCAACCAGGCCACAGAUUCAGAACCUACACCGCACGACACACAUGGAGGAGCCACUCACCCAGAACCGGAUGAUCGUGACUGGACAUUGCCCGAGGCGGGCCUCGAAGACACUGAUGGAGGAGACAUCGAGACCGAAGGUCCGUCGCCGAACAACCUGGAAGGUCUGUUGCCUAGUUAGAAGCAGGAUGUUCAUGGAGUUGAAGACAGAUGCAAAAUAUAGCAUGGAUACAUAUGAGAAGAAUAACAACACUGUUCAUAAUCAAUGCACGUACCAGUGUCGUCGAAGCUCGCCUCGGGCAAUGUCCAGUCACGAUCAUCCGGUUCUGGUUGCCAUAUUUCCAGAAUUUUCCUCUAACGGGUCAACAAAGUUAGAAGACUUCCAUUACGACAUAAGACUAGUGGGAAGGGUUCUAUCCCAGAAAUGUUAUCACAUUCUCUUCAUUGUACAGUGCUUUGAGAAGAAUAUCCGAAAGUUUCCCUCUUGGAAAGGUGAGCUGAGAAAGAACGGGGAUAUUGGAGAUACCACUCUACGGUUGGAUUGUUUUGGCUAUGGAGGACAUGAUACAGCUGCAUUUGGAAGCUGUCGAACAAAAGAUGGAGGACAAAGUAUCUAUACAAAUGCUUCUGACGAUGGGUGCAAAUUAGUGCUUGGAUUGGGCCCAACACCCAGUACAUAUUCUGAUGAUUAUUGUGCAGCCAGGGGUAAAAAAAACAAAGGUCCGACAACCGUAUUUACUCAGGCGUUGGCAUCUGACUGUGAUUUGAUUCUAAAACUAGGACUGUAUGGGGAUACUGAUGAAGUUUCAAAUAUACUUGAAUUUUCUGCUUCUAUGCAGAGUGCUUCUGAUGCACUUCAUCACCGAGAUCGAAUGUUUUCAGAUGGUCAUAGGCUUGCAAUCCCUGUUGUUGAUGAGGGUUCUACGUCAGCCAAGAAAUCCAGUGGCUAUAUGCCUACACUUCUUUUGGCUCCUAGAAUGGGAAGUACCAAAAUAUCGUUGAUGACUGAUGAGGUUUCAAAUUUUGGUACAAAAUCUCAUUGCCAUGUUUCCGAGCUCAGUGCUGAACCUUGUACUGUCUCUAAUUAUUCGAGGGGCUCCAUAUCUGAACCUACACUACCUGGGGCAUCUUCAGACCACAUAACCAGCAACCUAAAAAUGUGCAAGUUUGCCGGAUGUACAAAAGGAGCACGAGGGGGAACGGGUCUAUGUAUUGGCCAUGGGGGCGGACAGAGAUGCCAGAAACCUGGAUGCAGUAGUGGUGCUGAGAGCCGCACUGCGUACUGUAAAGGCCAUGGAGGAGGCAGGAGGUGCGAGCAUCUUGGAUGCACUAAAAGUGCUGAAGGGAAGACGGACCACUGCAUAGCACACGGUGGUGGAAAACGGUGCCGGCAUCAAGAAGGGUGCACUAGAGCGGCCCGUGGGAAGUCUGGUCUUUGCCUCAGGCAUGGUGGGGGUAAGAGGUGUGAGGUGGAAGGUUGUGCUCGCAGUGCUGAGGGACAUAUUGGCCUGUGCAUCUCCCACGGUGGUGGACGACGAUGCCAAUUCCUGGGUUGUACUAAGGGUGCGCAAGGUAGCACCAUGUUUUGCAAAGCACAUGGUGGUGGAAAACGGUGUAUAUUUGUAGGGUGCACCAAAGGUGCCGAAGGGAGUACGCCUCUCUGCAAAGGGCAUGGUGGUGGAAAACGUUGCCUCUAUGAUGGUGGUGGGAUAUGCCCAAAAAGUGUGCACGGAGGUACCAAUUUCUGUGUUGCUCACGGUGGUGGAAAGAGGUGUGUUAUUCCAGGCUGUAGCAAGAGUGCUCGUGGCCGAACUGAUUGCUGUGUCAGGCAUGGUGGAGGAAAGCGUUGUAAAUUUGAUAACUGUGACAAAAGCGCUCAAGGAAGCACCGACUUCUGCAAGGCGCAUGGUGGUGGAAAGAGGUGCUACUGGGGUGGAGGAAAAUGUGAAAAGUUUGCAAGAGGGAAGAGUGGGCUAUGUGCUGCACAUAGCAGCCUGGUUCGGGGACGGGCAACGAAUGAAGAAGGAAUGCUUGGACCGCGACUCUUCCAUGGAUUGGUACCGGCUGCCUCUACUUCUAGGAACAGCUUCGCCAACACUUAUGCUUCAUCUGGAGUUAGUGUGAUCUCGGAUUCUCCCAAUUCGCUUGAAAAACCAGCUAAAAGGCGAUUGCUCAUACCUCCUCAGGUAUUGAUUCCUUUGUCGAUGAAGGCCUCAUCAUGUCCCGAGAAGCAAGUGGAAAAGAUCAAUACCAGCGACCUCGACAAUAUUGCCAGUGCCGGUGCUGGAAAGAGCUUCGAUUAUGAUGAGGUUCAGGAGGGAAGGGUGCACGGUGGUGGACUCAUGUCCUUACUUGGGGGUAACCUGAACAAUGCUAUUGAUGGGGAUUCAAAUUGGUUGUAA
This is a messenger RNA of Fraxinus pennsylvanica, 2466 nucleotides long. The record is from the annotation of a GenBank genome assembly. NCBI's taxonomy places the organism in Eukaryota, Viridiplantae, Streptophyta, Magnoliopsida, Lamiales, Oleaceae.